UCUAUCAAAGCGGUGGAGCAACAAGCUCUCGCGAGAGAUUGCCGGGCUCUAGCAACGAGAUGUGGGGGCUCAGGUGUAAGAGGAGCGCAUCUCAUCCCAGCACUAGGAUAGAGCAGACAGAUAAGUGAGACCGAGAGGCUGGAGGGAGGAACACUGUGCGGUCCUAGGGAGCUCCAAGCUUCAGUAGCAGCAGCAGGAGCAGCAGCAGCAGCUUCAGCAACAACAGCAGCAGUAACAGCAACAGCAGUAGCAGCAGCAGCAGCAGCAAUAGCAACAGCAACAGCAGCAGCAGCAGUAGCAGCAUCCGCCUCCACCACUACAGGAGCUGGUACUGCUUCUUCAUCACCCUCCCGAACAAGAGGAGAGUAUCAAGAGCACUUUCCCUUACUUUAGGAGUGUUUUUGGAUUUACAUGCAAAGCCUUCAAGAUGAUGUCCAUGAACAGCAAACAGCCACAUUUUGCCAUGCAUCCCACCCUACCUGAACACAAAUACCCCUCUCUACAUUCCAGCUCCGAAGCAAUACGAAGAGCCUGUCUACCAACUCCACCGCUGCAGAGCAAUAUCUUCGCCAGCCUGGACGAGACCCUGCUGGCCCGGGCCGAGGCUCUGGCGGCCGUGGACAUCGCCGUGUCCCAGGGCAAGAGCCACCCCUUCAAGCCCGAUGCCACCUACCACACCAUGAACAGCGUGCCGUGCACCUCCACCUCCACCGUACCGCUGGCGCACCAUCACCACCACCACCACCACCACCACCAGGCGCUCGAACCCGGCGACCUGCUGGACCACAUCUCCUCCCCUUCCCUGGCGCUCAUGGCCGGCGGCGGGGCCGGCGGCGGGGGCGGCGGCGGCGGCGGGCACGAAGGGUCCGGCGCGGGCGGCGGCGGCGGCGGGGGCGGCGGCGGCGGCGGCGGGCCGGGAGGCGGCGGGGCCGGGGGCGGCGGGCCGGGCGGCGGCGGCGGCCUCCUGGGCGGCUCGGCCCACCCGCACUCGCACAUGCACGGCCUGGGCCACCUGUCGCACCCGGCGGCGGCCGCCAUGAACAUGCCCUCGGGGCUGCCGCACCCGGGGCUGGUGGCGGCGGCGGCGCACCACGGGGCGGCGGCGGCGGCAGCGGCGGCGGCGGCGGGCCAGGUGGCCGCAGCGUCGGCCGCGGCCGCCGUGGUCGGAGCGGCGGGGCUGGCCUCCAUCUGCGACUCGGACACGGACCCCCGGGAGCUGGAGGCCUUCGCCGAGCGCUUCAAGCAGCGGCGGAUCAAGCUCGGGGUGACGCAGGCCGACGUGGGCUCGGCCCUGGCCAACCUCAAGAUCCCCGGGGUGGGCUCCCUGAGCCAGAGCACCAUCUGCCGCUUCGAGUCGCUCACGCUGUCGCACAACAACAUGAUCGCGCUGAAGCCCAUCCUGCAGGCGUGGCUGGAGGAGGCCGAGGGCGCGCAGCGCGAGAAAAUGAACAAGCCCGAGCUCUUCAACGGAGGCGAGAAGAAGCGCAAGCGGACUUCCAUCGCCGCCCCGGAGAAGCGCUCCCUCGAGGCCUACUUCGCCGUGCAGCCCCGGCCCUCCUCCGAGAAGAUCGCCGCCAUCGCCGAGAAACUGGACCUCAAAAAGAAUGUGGUGCGGGUUUGGUUUUGCAACCAGAGACAGAAGCAGAAAAGGAUGAAAUUCUCCGCCACCUACUGA
Molecule: messenger RNA, 1675 nt
Organism: Dromiciops gliroides (monito del monte)
Lineage: Eukaryota; Metazoa; Chordata; Mammalia; Microbiotheria; Microbiotheriidae
Gene: POU4F1
Product: POU class 4 homeobox 1
Exons: 2
Coding region: 428-1675 (415 amino acids)
Biological process (GO): regulation of transcription by RNA polymerase II
Molecular function (GO): DNA-binding transcription factor activity, RNA polymerase II-specific; RNA polymerase II cis-regulatory region sequence-specific DNA binding
Source: RefSeq, a predicted model, not a curated record